Messenger RNA from Pyrus x bretschneideri (Chinese white pear), 602 nucleotides. RefSeq lists its product as uncharacterized. The record is from RefSeq and is a predicted model, not a curated record. The coding region runs from base 105 to 428 and encodes 107 amino acids. The transcript has a single exon. NCBI's taxonomy places the organism in Eukaryota, Viridiplantae, Streptophyta, Magnoliopsida, Rosales, Rosaceae.
CUCUCUCUCUCUCUCUCUCUCUCUCUCUCUCUCUCUCUCCGUGCUCUUCAAAAACCUAACAGUAACAAAAGUCUGUUAGAUUUACUUGUGUUUCAUUAGGGUUAAUGGAGAGAGAUGUCAUUGAUCAUCACAGAAAAUCUUUUUCCAGGUGUUUGAUGUCUCCUUCGUGCUUUCCGGUGCAAGAAGAAAUGGAGUACGCUCGCAUCCGCAGCUGCAGCCAAAGAAAAAGAAGCCCUAGAUGGCGGAACUUGCUUCGGAGGUUGUUGAGUGAUAGGGGCAGAAGCAUAUGCGGGUCGAAAACUAGGUCGUUUCAGUACGAUGCUGUCAGCUACUCGCAGAAUUUUGAUGACGGGUGUCAUUUACAUGAAGAACCAAGACGCCAUUUGCAGGUUACGCUUCCUGAUGUGAGAUGGGAUGGUUCCACUUGAUGAGCAAUAUAUCGGGUCUAGUUAUUACAAAGCUAGAAGAUGUGUAAUUAUAGAUUAUUAUUAAUCAAUUUAUUGUAAUAGUGCAAUUCUGAUCUCAGCACAUUUUCAUGUUAUUUUUUGGGGUUUUAGAUUUGAUGCUCAGUCGCUAAGAUGUCCUAAAUUCGAAUCCUCGCA